Molecule: messenger RNA, 998 nt
Organism: Asparagus officinalis (garden asparagus)
Lineage: Eukaryota; Viridiplantae; Streptophyta; Magnoliopsida; Asparagales; Asparagaceae
Product: probable phospholipid hydroperoxide glutathione peroxidase
Exons: 6
Coding region: 228-731 (167 amino acids)
Biological process (GO): response to oxidative stress
Cellular component (GO): cytosol
Molecular function (GO): glutathione peroxidase activity
Source: RefSeq, a predicted model, not a curated record
UCUCGCACUAUUCUCUCAUUUAGAAAUCCCAUACUGUAGUUUUAUUACUAUUAUUCUCGUACCCACCUUAUUCACAAACUUUUCAUUCCGGUCUUAAAAAACCCCUUUUAAGCUCUUCAAAGAUCUGUUCUUUCCCAUCGAGGGGUUUUAAAGAAAAAAGCUCCCACAUUUAAAUACCUCCUUCGUCCUCUUCGCCUAGGCUUGUGAUCUCGAUAUCGGUCUCUGAAAUGGCGUCUCCAUCUGCGACCUCUGUCCACGAUUUCGCUGUCAAGGAUGCUAGGGGGAAUGAUGUGGAUCUCAGCACUUACAAGGGGAAGGUCCUUUUGAUUGUGAAUGUUGCAUCUCAAUGCGGGUUGACUAACUCUAACUAUACAGAGCUGAGCCAACUGUAUGAGAAAUACAAGGAUCAAGGUUUCGAGAUUUUGGCUUUCCCUUGCAACCAGUUUGGAGCACAGGAACCAGGUAGUAACGAGGAGAUUGUGGAAUUUGCUUGCACACGCUUCAAGGCUGAGUAUCCCAUCUUUGACAAGGUUGAUGUGAAUGGGGACAAAGCUGCACCAAUCUACAAGUUCUUGAAGUCCAGCAAGGGAGGCCUAUUUGGAGAUAGCAUCAAGUGGAACUUCUCAAAGUUUUUGGUUGACAAGGAUGGGAAAGUUGUGGAUCGCUAUGCACCCACUACUUCCCCUUUCAGUAUUGAGAAGGACAUAAAGAAGUUAUUGGGAGUCGCCUAAAUUCUGUGAUGGUUGGAUCCAGACCUUGAUUAAUAAAUACCUUGCCGGGUCUCUCUGUAUGCUGGAGUUCAUGAUACUAUGCUUGUUUACUUACUUGUAUUGAAUCUACUUCAGUUCCAAAAGCCUCCUUUUGUGGGUGGCUAGUAGUAGAAUGUUAUGAUGCAUAAUACACUGUAUAAGCUUGUGAUAUAUUACUCGAAAGUGCGGCUAUUUUAUCUGUUUGUGAAGUUUAUGUAACUUAUUAUUAAGCUGUGGUUUAAAUUGCUA